GACGCGCAGUCCUCUCGUCGCUUCUGGCAAGUACCAGGGCUCGCUGCUAAGAGGAAGUCAUUUGCAUGUCAUUUGAUAAGAAACAGGCGCAUACACUGGAUACGUAGAAAGAAUCAUCUAUCUUUUUUUUAAAGGAACACCAUGGAGGAGCAAACUGCUGACAUAGAAGUGACAGUGAAAACUUUAGACUCCCAGAGCAGAAGCUACACUGUUGGUGGGCAGUUGACAGUGAAAGAGUUCAAGGAGCACAUCGCCCCUUCAGUGGGGAUCCCAGUGGACAAACAGAGGCUGAUUUACCAGGGCAGAGUCCUACAGGAUGAAAGGACCCUGACAGACUAUAAUGUGGGUGGCAAGGUCAUCCACCUUGUGGAGCGGGCACCGCCUCCACCCUCCCAGUCUGGUUCAGGGUCAGGAGGCACCUCAGCUGACAGUGGAGCCUCCUCCUCCACCUCCCAGGGAACCUCCCAAGUGCCUCCACACGACCGCAAUGCCAACAGCUAUGUCAUGCUGGGCACCUUCAACCUCCCAGUCAACCUCAUGGACCCCCAGCAGAUACAGAUGUCAGUUCAGCAGAUGAUGUCAGGCUUGGGGGAGAACGGAAGGAAUGCAAGAAUCACAACCAGCACUGGGAACAAUGGGUCCAUGAAUGUACACAUCGAUAUGGACCAAUCAGUGCAGAGCGAGCCCAGACUGAGGCUGCUCCUGGCUGAGAACCUGCUGAGGGAUACCAAUGAUCUCAUCCAAAGAAUGGAGGGUCAAUCAAGUGACACAUCCUUCCAACCAGAGUCAACUCCUGCUGCUGCUCCCCCUCCUCCCUCCUCUUCAUCCACCACCUCCACUCCCUCUCCCUCUGCCCAGCCCAUGGACACCUCGCCACCUCCAUCCUCUCCCCCACCUCCCCCCACCUCUUCUGCCCAAUCUGAGGGACCAACAACACAUGCUGGACCCAAUCAUCCAAGCCCAGCUGAACUGGUGGAGAUGUUGUCUGAGCUGAGGAGAGUGGAGGAGCGGCUGCAGCCCUUCAUUCAGAGAGCUCACACCAUCCUGGAGACAGCCACCACAGCAGAAUACAACAAUACAGAGAGAGAGGAGGACCAGCGCAUUCUCAACCUGGUGGGGGAGUCCCUCCGUCUCCUUGGUAACGCCCUUGUGGCCCUCAGUGACUUGCGGUGCAACCUGCUGAGCCCCCCGCCUCGCCACCUACAUGUGGUCCGGCCCAUGUCCCACUACACCUCCCCAGUCACUCUGCCCGGAGCUGUGCAUCACCACAUCCCACUGCACAUGAACCUGGGUGCCACGGUGACUAUGGCGGCUAAUGGCAGUGAGGGACAAGCCCCGCCCACCCAGCCAGCCAGCCAGUCGGAGCAGGCAGGUCAGGGACAGACCUCCCCCCCACAGACUCCCCCAUCCAAUCAGCAGGCUGGACAGGGACAGGCUGGCCCCCGGGUCAUCAGGAUCAGCCACCAGGCAGUUCCGGUGGUCAUGAUGCAGAUGAACACGGACGGCGCUGGCCCUAACCCUCAAACAGCUGGCCAGCAGGUUCCUGGGCAGCCAGGCACCCUCCCUCCCGACUUUAUGCGGAAUCUCAUGCAACAGAUCAGCCAGUAUGCUGCUGCCGUGGCUACAAGCGCCACCACCGCUGCUGCCACUGGCCAACCAGUCCCACCCCAGCCCACUGCUCCUGGCUACACCUCCACAGCCACCUCCUCAACUGCUACCACAGGUCCAAAUACACCCACCACCACCCCUACUGCCCCUCCACCUCCUGAUACAGGCCCCCGGCCUCAGGCCAGGAUGUCGUUCCGCCGCCCAGCCCGCAUGCCCCCUCCAGUCUUUGGCACCCGUGGAGCCACCAUCAAUGUGAGUGCAGCCAUGCCGGGUCAGCAGCCAGGACAGCCUUUCAACCCUGCUGCUCUCAACCAGAUGAUUAGUGGAUUGGUUGGACAACUUCUGAUGCCAGGACAGAUGGCUGGUCAAACAGCCACCUCCUCCUCCUCCUCUUCCUCCUCCACAUCCUCCUCCUUUUCCUUCUCCACCUCGGGCCCUGCUCCUCCUCCGGCCGCAGACUCCAACACUGCACCCAGCCAACCUGAGGCAACCCCAGGCCAGCCCCAAGCCCAGGGGAUACCUCCAGACCUCAGCCAGCUGCUGGGCUCUCUCAUGGGGGGUGCUGGUGUGGGGCCAGUAGGGGCCCCAUCCAUCACCGUCACCACAUCAGGUGUCCCAGCUUUUAUCCAGGGAGUGACAGACUUCAUGCAGCAGGCAUCCCAGCCGGUCUUCCAGCCGCCCCCUCCUCCCACUGGUACUGCUCCUCCUCCCCCUGCAGGGACAACCCCCACACCCAACGCCCCCAAUGCAGCUGAGGCCCUCAACCCAGAGCUGUUCACAGGCAUUGUUCGCGGCGUCCUAACCACCAUGAUGGGUUCACUGGGCCAGACCCAGAAUGACACGGAGAGCAUCGCCCAGUUUAUGCAGAGGCUCUCUCAGACCACCAACAUCUUCAUCAGCCCUGAGGAUCCUACUGGGUUUUUUGGAGAGUUGCUGACGUUGGUGUGCCAGACAUUCACGAUGUCAGACCUGGUGGCACUCCUCCAUGGUCAGCAUCAUCCCCUGGGCCGCAUCCAGCCCCAGCUGGCCCAGUUCUUCACCCAGAACUACCUCAAUGGCAGAGAGCCCACUGACGAGAACAUCGCUGCUGCUGCUGAGGGUCUUGUCAACGAACUGGAGGAGUACAUCACUGAGAGCUUUAGAGAGUCCUCAGUCACUGUGUUGGAGGGGGUCGACAUCACACAGACCAACAUGUCCUUCUUCAGACAACAGCUGACACGUAUUGCCACACACAUUUUGUGUUGCACUGAUGACUCAUUUGGGCCUCGGUUGCUGCAGAUGUGCAACCAGGCAUUGUUUGAGUGUCUGGCCCUCAACCUACAUUGCCUAAGAGGAGACCAGGGCGCCCUCACCGCAGUCAUCAACCACCGCAUAAGGAGGAUGUCCAGUGACAUGAGCCCCAGCCUGGUCAACUGGAUGACCAGCAUGAUGACGAUGAGGCUGCAGGUCAUUUUGGAGCACAUCCCCGUCACACAGGAGCAGAUCCAGGCCUACAUAGUCCACACACAGAGAGAGCAGUCUUCUGCAAGUGGCUCACAAGGGCCUGAACGGGCACAAAGUGUAACUAUUGAGGACACCCACUCACCAGCUGCAGCUACCACAGCCGAGGAGGCCAUGUCGGCAUCACAAGAGACGAGGGCGUCAUCACAGGAAACACGGGUGUUGCCGGGAGAAGUGGGAGCCUCUGGAGGAGCUGCACCAUUAGGUGGCGCCAUGGCAGCAGCAGGAGCUGAAGGAGGGAGUGAGGAGGCUAGUAGAGAAUCAGAGGCCUGGGUGGCUGCUGUACCUCCUGAAUGGGUGCCCAUCAUCAGAUGUGACCUGGUCACCCAGAGGAAGAUGAAGGCUCAGCCUCCAUUGUCUGAUGCCUAUUUACAUGGGAUGCCCGCCAAACGCAGGAAGACAGGGCAGGGGGGUGGAACCCUCCUCUCCCUCUCUGAUGCAGUGAGUCAGGCUGCCCGGACAGCAGGAGUGAAGCCCAUCACCACUGCUGAUCGGUUGCAGGAGGAGCUAGAGAACCACGAUCUCCAGGAGGCCUAUGCAGAACAGGUGAAAGCAGACAUCAAGAAACGAGUGAGGGAAGACCCAGAUUUCAGCCCUCAGCAGUUCCCCAACGCACACAGAGCCUUUUCAUCAGAUUCAUAACCUGAACAAGUACAGCUCAUAACUAAUCUGCAAGCACUCUAGCUCUUUUCACCCUCAACUUAUUAUUAUUAUUUUUUUUUAAAUCUUGUUUGAGUACCACUCGAUGCAGCUUCAUCCCCAGAGCUACCUUUACACCUUUUGAACACUUAGCACCUCUCUCGACUAAUUGCCUCUGGCUUCUAUGUGACUACUUUCCUAGUGCCUAUUUAUUGCUUUGUGUUUUUUUUUUUUCUUUCUUUUUUGUCCACCUUUUGCUGAGAGAAUGUUCCUUAAUAAAGGUGUUUUGUUGGAUUUAAGUUGAACUAAAUCGGGUUACCUUAUUUCUUUAUGGAUACAUUUGUACAAAGUCCAUUUACAACUGUUAUCCGUCUGCCUUCUUAUCCUUGUGUUGCUAUGUUAAUAUUGAGCCUGGAUUAUCAUGAUUUAAUGGAUUUCUACCUUCCUCUCUUGAUACUUUCUAGUUCAAGAUUCCUCUUUCAUUUGAUGAGAAUUGGUAAAAAAAAUGUACAGUAAGCUUAAUAAAACUAUUGACACACAA
Molecule: messenger RNA, 4288 nt
Organism: Myripristis murdjan (pinecone soldierfish)
Lineage: Eukaryota; Metazoa; Chordata; Actinopteri; Holocentriformes; Holocentridae
Gene: bag6
Product: BCL2 associated athanogene 6
Exons: 25
Coding region: 142-3750 (1202 amino acids)
Biological process (GO): ERAD pathway
Cellular component (GO): BAT3 complex
Molecular function (GO): polyubiquitin modification-dependent protein binding; misfolded protein binding
Source: RefSeq, a predicted model, not a curated record